AUGGCGGCCGCUACCACGCUCAAGCUAACCAACCGCUCGCCGAAGCAGCCCAUCAAGCGUCUUCCCGCCAGCGUCGAGCUGCCCGCAGGGGCGACUGUCGAGGAUGUGAAAAAGGCCAUCGCUAAGCAGGCCGGAAUUGGUGACUUUAACCGCAUUGGCCUCUUCGACACGGCCACCAAGAAGACGAUCAAGGACCGCAAGGCUCUCGUCGCCGACAUCCCUGGCGUCUCUGACGCCGGCGAGCUGCUCGUCAAGGACCUCGGCCCCCAGAUUGCCUGGCGCACCGUUUUCCUCAUCGAGUACUUUGGCCCGAUCCUCAUCCACGCCGCCGUCGUCGCGGCCCGCCCCUACAUCUUCCCCGGCGGCGACGCGCCAAUGUCCAACACACAGUGGCUCAGCUUUGGCUUGAUCUUGGCGCACUUUUUUAAGCGCGAGUUCGAGACGGCCUUUGUCCACAAGUUUUCCGCCAACACCAUGCCCGUCUCCAACGUCUUCAAGAACAGCUUCUUCUACUGGGCUGUUUCCGGCCUCCUCUGCGCCGUCUCCAUCUACUGGCCGCGUUCACUCGCCGCCAAGGCAAGCGAGCCGGCCAUUGACGCCGUCGGUACCGCCCUCUACCUCUUUGGCGAGAUCGGCAACGCGCUUGUCCACCUCUAUCUGUCGAGCCUCCGCUCCGCGGGCGGCACCGAGCGCAAGAUUCCCCGCGGCUACGGCUUCGGCUUCGUCACCUGCCCCAACUACAUGUACGAGAUUCUCGCAUGGAUUGGCGUCAUCAUUGUCAGCCGGGACUGGACCGUGGCGCUGUUCAUUGCAAUUGGUGGCGCGCAGAUGUUCGUCUGGGCCAAGGGCAAGGAGAAGGCGUACCGCAAGGAAUUCGGCGACAAGUACAAGAAGAAGCGCUUUGUCAUUCUCCCUGGACUUUUGUAA
This is a messenger RNA of Beauveria bassiana ARSEF 2860, 927 nucleotides long. Its product is annotated as 3-oxo-5-alpha-steroid 4-dehydrogenase. Gene Ontology annotation, molecular function: oxidoreductase activity, acting on the CH-CH group of donors. Gene Ontology annotation, biological process: very long-chain fatty acid biosynthetic process. The record is from RefSeq and is a predicted model, not a curated record. NCBI's taxonomy places the organism in Eukaryota, Fungi, Ascomycota, Sordariomycetes, Hypocreales, Cordycipitaceae. The coding region runs from base 1 to 927 and encodes 308 amino acids. The transcript has 3 exons.